Molecule: messenger RNA, 2304 nt
Organism: Procambarus clarkii (red swamp crayfish)
Lineage: Eukaryota; Metazoa; Arthropoda; Malacostraca; Decapoda; Cambaridae
Source: RefSeq, a predicted model, not a curated record
GCAAGAGUCAGUCAGUUGUGGGAGAGAGGAGAGUGAGGUUGUGAGAGCUGGUGGUGGCGGGGUGUGCUGAUGUCAACUCGCUGAUCAGUCUUUGCCUGUUCUUUCAAUUGGAAGUAGUACAUUGCCGUCUCUUAGAACAGAAAAAUUCAAUGUAAUAAAACUGGACAAAUGUGGAGGCAGGCCUCUUUGCUGAGUUCGUUGAUCAUUGACACUAACAGGCUGAUUUUGUUAUAGUUGGUAUAAAACACUUUAAAUCUAAAUUAAAAUGUGCAAUCGUUGGCAAUAUUGGUGAUACAAAGCUAUGGUAUAUUGGAAAAAUAUUACCAAAGUUUUAACUUGUUAAUGUACCUUAAUUUAAGGCUUAAGUAAUUCGAUAGGCACUGGCCAAUCGGCAAAGAGGAAACUCCAUCCCUGUUAGAUUAAUAUUCUUAGAAGGGAGUGAAGUGAGGUCCAAGUAUUAAGCCAGAUCCAACUAGGGCAGCAAUACGUCACCAUGACCUGGACAGAAGAGACCGAUGAAUGGACAUCUCUUCUGAGACACCCCCGUAGUAAAGAAUCACGAUGGGGACCCCGCUACACUGUGGCCGUGAUGGGCUGCCUGGGCCUUGUAGUCGAGUAUUGCCAGCGUGUCAACCUCUCCGUUGCCAUAGUGGCUAUGGCAGGUACCCUUGGCUCCAACUACACCGAGGUGAUCGAGGAAUGUCCCAACAACGACAACACCACCACCACCACCGUCUCGCCUGUCUAUCGGGGCGAGUUCAACUGGGACAAGGAGAUCCAAGGGGUGGUACUGGGCGCAUUUUUCUGGGGCUACGCCACCACCAACAUCAUUGGAGGGCGCGCUAGUGAGUACCUUGGAGGGAAGAUGGUUUUCGGAAUGGGAAUUAUCACCUCGUCCUUCCUGUCUCUCAUCUCUCCCUUCUGCGCCCGGGCCUCCGUCGGGGUCUUCGUCGCCUGCAGGGUCUUGCUGGGAGCCGCGCAGGGUGUGACGUUUCCCGCCAUCAACACCAUGCUGGCUACCUGGGUCGUGCCUGUAGAGAGGAGCAAGUUCAGCACUAUUGUUUACUCGGGAUUCCAGCUGGGCUCUGUGGUGGGCAUGACGGCCAGCGGCUGGUUGGCAGCCUCCGACUUCCUGGGAGGAUGGCCUUCUGCUUUUUAUGUGUUCGGGGUGGCAGGUUUGGUGUGGGGCGUGGCGUGGUGCGCCUGCGUGUACGACCGCCCCGAGGACCACCCCAGGAUCCCAUACAGGGACCUUCGGAUGCUUCGCCAGCACCAGGAUUCCGUGAAGAGUGCCGAGGUCGUGGCAAUUCCAUGGAGAGCCAUCGUAACGUCGCUACCGUUCUGGGCGGUAAUGGCGGUAACCGCAGGGAACGACUACUGCUUCUACACCUUGCUGACCGGGAUGCCCACCUACCUGGGUGACGUUCAGCACAUUGACCUCGCCAACAACGGGUUGUUGUCUGCGCUGCCUUACCUGCUGAUGUGGGCGUGGGGCGUAGGCUGGGCUGUGCUGAUGGACGGGCUCGCCAAGGGCGGCCAUAUCUCCAUCGUCACCGUCAGGAGGCUCUCCAUGGCCGUAGCGCUAUAUGGUCCAAUGUGUGGCUUGGUGGGCAUGGUGUUCGUGCGGUGCAACCCGGUCCUGGCGGUGACAUUGUUGUGUGUCUCUGUGAUGUUGAGCGGGGCGGUGAACAGCGGCCACAUGUGUUCCCACCAGGACCUGGCUCCCAACCUGGCCGGCACGCUCCUGGGCACCACCAACACGCUUGGCGCAGUCGCCGGCAUCGCCAGCUCCACCAUCACCGGCAUCAUCCUCCAGGAAAACGCGGCGGUCUGGGGCUGGAGACAGGUGUUCCUCAUUAGUAUAGCCUUCUACCUGAUCUCCUGUACGCUCUACGUCGUCUUCAUCUCUGCAGACGUCCAACCCUGGAAUGAUGUCAACUUUGCAGGUCGGGAUGAAGAUGAGGACAGUGAGGGACCCAUAGAAACCCACUACCUGCCAGAUGAAGGGGAAGAAGACUGAGACCCACUACACAACCUUUCCACCAUGGGACCACAUUGUUGACCCACGUGUUAUUUUCACGCAUGUCAACUCGUCAAUGUGUAAACAAACGCCAAUGGAAUUAUUGACAAGAGAUUUUGUUAGUUUAGGCUUCUCUAAUUUAUUUCGUCGCCAAUAAAAUUAUUUAACAAGAGAUUUUGUUAGUUUAGGCUUCUAUAAUUUAUUUCUUCGCAUUAUUUACUGUAUUUUAUUUAUAAGAUGAAAUUUUCAUGAAUAAAUUGUUACACCUUUUUUUACAGUAAAAU